This is a messenger RNA of Fundulus heteroclitus (mummichog), 1039 nucleotides long. It is a transcript of the gene atp5pb, whose product is annotated as ATP synthase peripheral stalk-membrane subunit b. The coding region runs from base 115 to 873 and encodes 252 amino acids. The transcript is spliced from 7 exons. The record is from RefSeq and is a predicted model, not a curated record. Gene Ontology annotation, molecular function: proton transmembrane transporter activity. Gene Ontology annotation, biological process: proton motive force-driven ATP synthesis. NCBI's taxonomy places the organism in Eukaryota, Metazoa, Chordata, Actinopteri, Cyprinodontiformes, Fundulidae.
UCUCGCGUUGUUUCGCGAGACUCUCCGUCAUCCUUGUGGCUCUGCAGAAGGGCACGGAGAGGCCGAAACAAGGGGUCCCCGGCGAAGUAAUAAUCGGCACUUCACUCCUCAACCAUGCUAUCCAGACUCGUUCUUCUCUCAGCCAGCUCUCUGAAAGGCAGUGGCCCCAUUGGAGCUGGUGUGGUCCAGGCGACUCGCUGUCUGCGAACAUCCUCCCAGAGUCUUGCCCCUGUGCCCCCUUUGCCAGAGGAGGGAGGUAAAGUCCGCCAUGGCAUCUUCCCCGAGGAGUUUUUCCAGCUCUUGUAUCCCAAAACCGGAGUCACAGGACCAUAUAUGCUAGGCACUGGGCUUCUCUGCUACCUGCUUUCCAAGGAAAUCUACAUCGUCAACCACGAGACCAUUUAUGCUCUCACCAUUGGCGGAAUCAUCGUUUAUUGUGUGAAGAAAUUCGGUCCAGGCUUUGCUGAGUUUGCCGACAAAAUAUAUGAGGAACAACUGGCCAAGGCCGAGGCGGCGAAGGAAAGCUCCAUUUCCAUCCUGGCUAAGUCCAUCGAGGCUGAGAAGAAGGAACAGUGGAGAGUUGAGGGACGAGGGCUGCUGUUCGACGCCAAGAGGAACAACGUGGCCAUGUUGUUGGAGACCAACAUGAGGGAGAGGCUCCACAUGGUGACCAACGAGGUGAAGAGGCGCUUGGACUAUCAGAUCGCCCUUCAGAACCUGCACCGCCGCAUGCAGCAGGAACACAUGAUCAACUGGGUGGAGAAGAGCGUCGUCAGCAGCAUCACUCCUCAGCAGGAGAAGGAGAGCAUCGCCAAGUGCAUUGCAGACCUGAAGGCGCUGGCCAAGACCAGCCAGGCCCAAGCUGCAGUGUGAACCUCCGUCACCCUGAAGACUUCUCAGACCCUCAGCUCAUAGUUUCAAGACGAGACGUCGCGUUUCUUUACAGGAUCUAAAGUUGUCUCUGUCAACAUUAUGGGUGUGUACAGUAUUUACACGUCAACAAAUGGUAAAAUAAAUGGUUCUCUUAUUCAAUCAAAAA